Molecule: messenger RNA, 1416 nt
Organism: Ascochyta rabiei
Lineage: Eukaryota; Fungi; Ascomycota; Dothideomycetes; Pleosporales; Didymellaceae
Exons: 2
Coding region: 1-1416 (471 amino acids)
Source: RefSeq, a predicted model, not a curated record
AUGGAGGCCGCUACUAUCUCUCCCACCACAUCUCCUGUCAACAUAUCAGCCGCCGACACACCUGCGUUUGACCGAAAACCCUUAGCCAUGGACGCUCGUGUCACUACUGGUUUCUCCAUUGCAAGCACAGUUGAAGCUGAAGCCGCCACACCGCCACCUCGCCUGCUCGACAGCGACCCCAGCAAGUUUCGAUCACUCAAGCAGGUCAUUGUUAUCGGCCGUCCUGGGAGCGGUACUGAUGGCAUUGGUGAUGCUCUCAAGAAGCUCAACUUCAAAGUCUACGAUUUUCAAGCAGCAAGCAAUCGGUACGAGCGUGAUUUCCCGCUAUGGGUGGAAGCUGCUCGCCUGCGCAACGAGGGCAGGCCGUACAACCAGUCUGACUACGAUAAGCUGAUCGGCGACCACAACGCCCUUGUAGGCGCGCCUACCUCUUUCUUUGAUGGCGACUUCGUCAAACUGUACCCUAACGUCAAAGUCAUCUUAGUGACACGCCAGCCCGACGCCUCGGCAGUUGCUGGUCUCCUUGAGAGGGUUGCAUCUCGUUUCUGGUGCCAUUUCGAUCCUGUUUAUCAUGGCAACAUGUACCAGUUCAUCAUGCUCAACGGUGGUUCGGAGCUUGCCCAAUGUGUUGGAAUCAACGAGCAAGUCAUUCGUGAGGCUGUUCGGGAGAAGAAUCUUCUCGAGAUCCACAACUUGGUUGCAUGGGUGCCACUGUGCAGGUUCCUCGGCGUCCCAGUCCCAGAUAUGCCUGCGCCAGAGCUUCACGACAACGCGAUUGAGGCGGAACUUGCUGUUCGUCCACAGCGCGCCCUUUCAGAGACACUGGAUAAGGUACGCCGCGUUAUCGUCAAGACGUUGACUUAUACCUUCACAAUGGCCUUGAUCACUGCGACUGCUACACUGGCAGUCAUCAUCGGAGCCCUUGUACUUGUAAAACUCUUCUCCAUGGCCUGCAGGCUCUUCGAUUUCCUCGUCGUACGCUCCCAAAUUUGCGACGUAAUGCAAUCGGUUGCCGUAGGAGCAGCGCUGAUCGCUCUUCUCUGCGGCUUUGUUGCAGGAUACGCCCUGGGUUCUGUUCGUCAAACGAAAGUCGUCGAAAUUGCAUCGCCCACACCUGAAUACCAGCGCAAGUUCGGGAACAGCCGCAGGAAGGGCAAACAAGGCCGCGGCAGGCAGUCUCAUAACGAUGAGAACACGCGCCCUGAGCGCCCCGUACUGCCUUCAUGGAGCGGCGCGCAGAAUGACAUUCGCAGGGACGAUGCGGCAAUGUACGAAGAGGGCCGAGCAAGCUUUGAGGAGUGGAAGAACGACAAACACGUGACGUUCCAUGUCACACACAAGCGGACUGAGGGCGGCCAGCAGUUCUUCAGUGGUCCUCGCAAGGUUCUAUCGGUGACGGAGGAGACGAUCGAGUAG